AGGGCUCGACUGGCCAGCACCAAAGAACAACAUCAAGAACAACAACUAGCAAAUACAUUCAUUUCGAACGUUGCGCUGCUUUGAUCACAGGAGCAACUUCACCUGGCUGAUCAGCUCGUGCUUGGUCCUUCUUUUUUUUUUUCAUUCGUUUUUUCUUCAUUCUCUUACUGCGCUGGCACCGAUAACUGUGCAACGCCCGCUGCAGGAAAUAGAGGAAUUCUCACACGUACCUUUGCUUCGUUUCCUUUUUUGUCUUUCUCUCUUUUUCUCUUUUCUCUUUUCGCUUUGCGCUUCGUCUGCCGUGACACGCUUCCCUCCCUGUUCCUUUGUUGCCAUGCUCACAUCAGAGUUACAGAGCAGUGCGGUGGACGCCGGCGUGGAUCCGGAGGUGUCCGCCAUUCUGCGCUCCCUCGCCCCCGAGGAGGUCGACAUGCUACGCGAUGCCUUCAUCUACAUGGACAAGGACAGUGACGGCUACGUGAGCAGGGAGGAGAUGAUGGCGCAGGUGGCCGCCUGUGUUGGCCCGGAGCGGUUCGACCCGCUGCAGGAGUACUUGGUGCCGCUCUUCGGCGUUGCAGACAGGGAUGGAGAUGGGCGGCUGAGCCUCACAGAGUUUCUGGCGGCGUUCGCCGACGGCCCCGGCGUGGUGCCGGCGGAGGUGAUCAACAACUGCGUCUCUGGCGUGCGGGUGCGGCUGACGGAUGAGGAGAUCUUUGCGCUGCAAGACAACUUCCGCCGCAUCGACGCGAAUCAGGACGGUGUGGUGGACGCCGAGGAGCUCGAGGCGGCGCUGCGGGAACACCUGCUGACCAAGUUCCCUGACCUCACCGGCGAAAACUUCAAGGAGAUCGUUUCAGUCGUCAUGGCGAGCGCAGACGCCGACCGAAACGGUGUCUUGUCUCUCUCGGAGUUCAUUCGCAGUUACCAGGAGGAUCAGGGGGUGCUGCCCGCCACUUUCCUCGAACCCAGUUUUGACUGCGUGAGUGCGGCGAGGCAGCUGACGGAGGAGGAGACGACGGUGUUGAGGGAGGCCUUUGCGGUGCUGGACCGCAACGACGACGGCUUCGUCGACGCGGAGGACCUCUACAACGCUCUGUGGGACACGCUGGGGCGCGGCGUCGAAGACAAGGACCAAAUCCGCGACCUGUGCGACCUUAUCAUGAUGACGGCGGCUCGCAGCCGCCACGGUCGGCUGACGGUGACGGACUUCAUUCGUGGGUUUUUGUCUAACGUGCAGUUGAUGCAGAUUCCCGUAGCGGUGGCGCAAGAGCGGGUGCGGGUGGCCUGCGACAAGUUGCAGGAGAUGCACAACUCCGGCGAGCUAGAGAAGCUGGUGCUCGUGUACGAGGACCUGGACAGCGACGGCGACGGCUACGUGGCGCGGUCGGAGAUGGUGAACGUGCUCAAGACGCUCUUCCGCGACGCUUUUCCAGGCUGGGACAAUGAGAUGCUGACCUCCGUGAUGACCGCCAUCGUCGUCGGCGCCGAGACGAACAACGGUGCGCGGAUCUCGCUGGAAGAGUUCAUUCGCAGCUUCGUUGAGGGCCCCGGCGCACUCUCCUCUCCGGCUGGGCGGUCGUUGAAGGUGUCGAGUUGGCGGCAGGCGAAUGCACCGGACGCGACGGCGGCCUCCGCCCCGCACCGCGAGCGCAACCUGAGCACCGCCACCGACGAGGACCUCCAGCGCAUCAGCGAGGCCAUCCGCAACCUGCACGCGCAGAGCGGCAGGGACGGCCGCGUCGCACCCGCGGUGCUGCACACCAGUAUCGCCCACGUCUACGCCGACGACCCCCAGCACGGGGAGGAGAUGUACCAGUACGUGCUGCAGCAGUUUGUGCGGCCCCGCAGCGAUGGGGCGCUGGAGUGGAACGAGCGUGUGCACAUCGAGGACGAGGACGAGGCCGAGGCCGGCGUCGACGUCCACUGCGCCUCCGCCGGCCUCGCUGCUGCGGCGUCCACGCCGAACGGCAAAGCGACGUUGAACGGAACAGCGUUUGCGGAGGAAGCCAUGCGGACGCAGCCGAAGACCCUCACCUACGGCAUCAGCGGUGGGCGUGCCGCAUCGGGAGGGAAGGCGAUGGCGGUGCCGCUGAAGCCCUCCGCACUGGAUGGACUGCACGCGUCGCAGGACGGCAGCCGCGGCAGCAGCGUCUACUUCGACGCCGACCUCCAGCAGCAGUUUGACCGGUACGACAUACGCCACAAAGGCUACCUCGACCGAGAGACAUUCAAGAAGACGUACCGGCAGAUGGAGCACUUCGGGCUCGAGCCGUCGCCGAAGGAGGUCGAUGUCCUAUUCCGCCGCUACGCGAAUGGGUCGGAUAGGAUCUACUUUAACGAGUUCUGCAUCCUCAUGCUGCAGCGUGCGCGCUUGUAG
Messenger RNA from Leptomonas pyrrhocoris, 2377 nucleotides. Its product is annotated as putative calmodulin-related protein. Lineage: Eukaryota; Euglenozoa; Kinetoplastea; Trypanosomatida; Trypanosomatidae. The transcript has a single exon. The record is from RefSeq and is a predicted model, not a curated record. Gene Ontology annotation, molecular function: calcium ion binding. Bases 335 to 2377 code for a protein of 680 amino acids.